AGCGGGGAUAGCUCAGUUGGGAGAGCGUCAGACUGAAGAUCUGAAGGUCGCGUGUUCGAUCCACGCUCACCGCAUAAUUUUCUCUUUUUUCUUUCAUUCUCUAUUUUAUUUUAUACAAUUUUUUAUUUAUCUUCACUUCCAGCAAGCAAGCACAGAAAAUGUGUGGAACCGAACUCGCAAACCCCAAUCCAACAUGAAAACUGGCAUUCAUUCUUGUUUGAUUUUCAUGGUUCCGAUGGCGGAGUAAUCGAAUGGGCAGACUCGGAGGAACCGUGGUGAUGUCGUGGAACGUUUUCACAUUAUGUACGAGGCUACGAUGUCUGGGUUCCGUGAUGAUCCUCUUCGUCCUCGCAAUCAUAGCAUUCACCUACUACACUCUCGUCCUCGCUAUCUACGGACCCGCUCUCUUCCACGGUGGUGGCCUUCGUUCCUUAACCGCUUUCACCGUCCUUCUCCUCUUCCACGCUCUGCUGGUGAUGCUGUUAUGGAGCUACUUUGCUGUUGUUUUCACGGAUCCCGGGCGCGUGCCUGGGAAUUGGAGGCCUAAUAUUGACGAGGAGACGGGUGAUGUGGAUCCGCUGGUGGAGUCUUCUGGUUUGCCUUUGAAUGGGGCUGUUGGUGAGGAGGGAAUUCGGAGAAUUCGGUACUGUCGGAAGUGUGACCAGUUUAAACCUCCUCGUUGCCACCACUGUUCUGUCUGUGGGAGGUGUGUUCUGAAAAUGGACCAUCAUUGCAUUUGGGUUGUGAAUUGUGUGGGCGCAUUGAACUACAAGUAUUUUCUUCUUUUCUUGUUUUACACAUUCCUUGAGACAGCUCUUGUCACUUUAUCAUUAUUGCCAUAUUUUAUGGCAUUUUUUACUGAUGAAGAUAUUUCUGAACCAGUAACAACCCUUGCAGUGUCCUUUAUUGCAUUUGUUUUGAACUUAGCUUUUGUACUAAGUAUUUUGGGCUUCAUGAUUAUGCACAUUUCAUUUGUGGCAGCUAAUACUACUACCAUUGAGGCAUAUGAGACAAAAACUACUCUCAAGUGGCAUUAUGACCUAGGUUGGAGGAAAAAUUAUGAGCAGGUAUUCGGCACCGAUAAAAGGUACUGGUUCAUUCCUGCAUAUUCAGAAGAGGAUUUAAGGCGAAUACCAGCAUUACAGGGUCUUGAGUAUCCAACAGAGCCUGAUGCAGUAGCCCUCCAGCAGUUAUAACAAACAAGAUUUCAGCUAUGAUUGAAAAUCCAACCACCAUUUCUCCCUGCUAGAGUUUUUGAGCUAGUAGUUUGCAGUAGAUGUGAGUAUGGCUAUGGGAUGAAGAUAUAGUUGUUGGUUAAAUGUUAGCCCAUGUAAAUCAGUCAAUGGGAUGGGCAGUCAUUGCUAUGAACAAGAAGUGUGUUGAUUGUGUUUGGUUAUCCGCUCACAACAGUGCAGACUGCAGACAGACGUGCACAAAAUAUGAACAAAACUCUUGUUACAUGUAGGGUUGAAAGUUUGUUCACGUUGCUCUCAGCUGGUAUGUAAAUACAUACUAAGUCAUUUAGUUCUGGAGUCAGGAUGUCGUUCUUCUUGUUGUACUUUGAGUGUGGAGUUAAUUCAGCAUAUAUUGACACUGAGUAUUAGAAUCCAGCAGUUCUGAGUUCUCAUGUAUAUAUUGUGACUGUAUUUUCUUUCCCAGGCUAACUGAAUAGGAUGUAUUCAGCUCUGAUUUGUGAGGUUUCAAUUUUGGUGUGGCUUGUGAGGACUGUUAAAGGUAUAAGAAUGAUGGUUUAUACACUUAAGAGAGGUGAAGCUUCAAAAAGCAUCAAUGCAUCAUACAUGGUAAAGAUUUGCCAAAAAGAAAUUUUCAA
Messenger RNA from Lotus japonicus, 1831 nucleotides. Its product is annotated as probable protein S-acyltransferase 14. Gene Ontology annotation, biological process: peptidyl-L-cysteine S-palmitoylation; protein targeting to membrane. The transcript is spliced from 7 exons. The record is from RefSeq and is a predicted model, not a curated record. Lineage: Eukaryota; Viridiplantae; Streptophyta; Magnoliopsida; Fabales; Fabaceae. Gene Ontology annotation, cellular component: Golgi apparatus; endoplasmic reticulum. Bases 252 to 1196 code for a protein of 314 amino acids. Gene Ontology annotation, molecular function: protein-cysteine S-palmitoyltransferase activity.